Molecule: messenger RNA, 225 nt
Organism: Prunus armeniaca (apricot)
Lineage: Eukaryota; Viridiplantae; Streptophyta; Magnoliopsida; Rosales; Rosaceae
Source: the annotation of a GenBank genome assembly
AUGAAGGUCAUGGGAGAAACUCAUGAAGGAAUCUGUGGAGCUCAUCAAAAAGGAAGAAAAAUGUGUUGGCUAAUUAGGAGGUAUGACUACUUCUGGCCAACUAUGAUGAAGGAUUGGAUUGCCUAUUCCAAAGGAUGUGAGGCUUGUCAAAGGUAUGGCCCAAUCCAACAAGCUCCUUCAAUUCCCAUGAAUCCAGUAGUCAAGCCAUGGCCAUUCAGAGGAUGA